GUACCCUGUCAUCUCUCCGUUGUAUCGACCGAAGAACUUCCUGGUACUAGCUUAAAAUGUGCGAAAGACACGAGGUCCGGGUGACUUAUCAGAACUGCGCUGCGGAACCAAAGCAUAAAAUCACCAAAUGGAUUCCCGUGCCUUGUCCGACCAAUUGCGGCAACUGGGUUGACAAAACGAAUAUGGGAACUUCGACCAACAGGACUGCUUGUAUAAUCCCCUAAGCCUAAUAUGCGAUAGUGGCCAGACGCUGGGUCACACCGCCAAAACAACUUGCAUUGCUUCCAACCUUUUCUGCUCCGUCGUGGCAAAACCAAAGGGUUUGCAUUCUCACAAUUGCCUAUCAGACAAUGGAUAGGGAUAUCUAUGUGGUACCCUAUUUUCCCGACGGAGUGCAGCAUAUCAUCACCACCGGCAGUAACCACUACAUCGGCUUUGUCGACGAGUCAACAGUCUUAAAGUACCCACAUUUCAAAGGAACUUCAGACGCUCUCGGCGUUGAAUCGAAAAUACUUCAGCGGCUCGGCAAGCACCCUCGCAUCAUCGAAUUCAAAGGAGAACACGAGGACGGGUUGCUUUUAGAAUAUGCGCCAAACGGAUCGUUGGAAAAGUAUCUAAAAGAAACACAAGUUCCGAUCAAAGAGAAGAUCCGGCUCGCAAAAGAGACUGCAGAAGGCGUUGUAUACGCUCAUUGGAGCAACGUUCUAGGGCCUGAUGGAGAAGUCCUUCUUUCUGGGGGAGCUUCAGAGAACGCAGAGUCCUUCAUGCCUCGUUGCGACAAAGAGUUCGCGGACAUCAGGACAGACAUUUUCGCCCUUGGAUCCACCAUAUAUCAUAUCAUAACCGGGCAUCGGCCAUUCCCACAAUACGACACCAUCGACGAUGAAGCCAAGUUUGUGGAACUUUACCGCAAAGGGCACUUCCCUCCCCUAGAUCCAGGGGUGGGUGGCGAAGUUGUUCAGAAUUGCUGGAGAGGCAGAUAUAAGUCUGCGAGCGAGGUAGCCAAUGAUCUUAUCCUCCUGCUAGAAUAACCAGCGAAAGCGACGCAACGCCGAUGCGACCACUGAGUAGAGCGAAAGAUGGUCGUGGACGAACGGCAAAUUUCAAUGUCACAAAGGACAAGACCUUGUGAAAGAGCAGAGUGACACUCCUGCCGAUGUGUGGAUUUACUUUGGUGACGGCCGGCCUGGUCAGGAAGGGAAGAAUUGGAAGCUGUGGAUAUU
This is a messenger RNA of Trematosphaeria pertusa, 1223 nucleotides long. RefSeq lists its product as uncharacterized. The record is from RefSeq and is a predicted model, not a curated record. The transcript has 2 exons. Gene Ontology annotation, biological process: protein phosphorylation. Gene Ontology annotation, molecular function: protein kinase activity. Bases 351 to 1031 code for a protein of 226 amino acids. Lineage: Eukaryota; Fungi; Ascomycota; Dothideomycetes; Pleosporales; Trematosphaeriaceae.